AUCCAUCUCCUGCUGUGAUUGGCUGAUGAAGACGUUGUCAGCGACAAUGCACCGGAAGUACAACAAUCUGAGUUCAGCUAACCACACGAAAGAUACAAAUAUCAACGGUACUUUCUACAGUAGCUGGGAAGAUGUCUCAUCAUGACGGUUCCAGUCAAGAACCUGCUGGACUUGAUGGACUGCCGCCCCUGUACAGCAUUGCUAAGGGCGAGGUGGUUUCUAUACAAACAUAUGGAGCGUUUGUUCGCCUGCCAGGAUACAGGAAGGAAGGUUUGGUGCAUGUGAGUGAGAUGUCAGCCUCCAGGGUCGAGAACGCCUCAGAGAUUGUGGACGUCGGGGAACACGUGUGGAUUAAAGUAAUUGGAAGAGAGAUUCAGGGAGAAAAGGUCAAGUUAUCAUUCUCGAUGAAAGCUGUCAAUCAAGGAACGGGGCGGGACUUGGACCCCAAUAACGUCAUAGCAGAUCAGGAUUUGAGGCGCCGAAGACAGUUUAGAGAUCAAACCAGCAACAGGAUCACACUGGAGGCCGUUUUAAACACGACGUGUACAAAAUGCGGCUGCAAGGGCCACUUCACCAAAGAUUGCUUCUCUGCUCCGGGGCUGCAGUACACUCUUCUGCCUGAAGAGGACGACGAAGAACCACAGCAUCAGCAGACGUCUGCAGCUACAUCCCAGCAGGAAUCUGACAGGAAGAAGAAAAAGAAAGAAAAGAAAAUGAAGAAGAGGAAGAAGGAGAGAAAAGAGUCGGGGAGCGACAGCAGCAACAGCAGCAGCGAAUGCAAAUCCAAGAAGAGGCGCCAUGGCAACGAAGGAGAGGAGAAAAAGAAACGCAAAAAACACAAAUCGCACAAACACCGCUGAGGCAGUGACAGCAAUUUUGAGAUGGAGGUCAACAAAGCGAGCUGCAGCUACAGGCUUUUACUUAUAUUUUUUUUGUGACCAACCAUAAACCUACAGGACAUUAAGGAGAGCAGUCCCUUAAAUUCUUUCAAAAUAAUACCCUUAAAAAAAGGGAUGACAUAAUAAUAGCCAUUCGUCCUGUAAUAACCUGUGGCUGCCUCAGAAAAAGAGGAACCUUGCGCAAUCUGAGAUCUGUUUGCAAUAUGCCAGUGAGCAUUGACCCCUUUGUAAUCCAGAUACCGUUCAAAGCUAUCCGGUGUCUGAUACUUUCACCAAGCAUGCAUUUGUGGGGGUGUUAACGUCGCUGCACAUAGAGGAAGUAGUUAAGACAGGAAAUGUAAGCAGCGAACACAAGCCCCGACAGGAACCCCGCGAUGCGGUGACAUCCUGAAGUCAUACACCUUUCAUUGUGUUUUUAUGGUGUGCGUUUGCCUCCAGGGGGACACUUCACUGUCCAAACAACCCUCAUCCUGCAUGUAAACUGUUAACUCCAUUAAAGCUGUUUGUGUACAUAAGGCCAA
Oryzias latipes (Japanese medaka) is the source of this 1420-nucleotide messenger RNA. It is a transcript of the gene zcchc17, whose product is annotated as zinc finger, CCHC domain containing 17. The record is from RefSeq and is a predicted model, not a curated record. NCBI's taxonomy places the organism in Eukaryota, Metazoa, Chordata, Actinopteri, Beloniformes, Adrianichthyidae. Gene Ontology annotation, biological process: RNA stabilization. Gene Ontology annotation, molecular function: RNA binding; zinc ion binding.